CAACUAAUAGACUGAAAGCCAAAGCCUACACAGCCAGUGAUACGAUAAGGAGGCGAUUCAGCUAUGAUAGUAACCGAAGAAUAUAGCUGUUGUAGUUCAGUAUCAGAAAUAGUAUCAGUAAUAGUACUACAUUAGUAAUUACAGAACAGACGAACAGUAACGCAUCAGUAACAGGUAGUCCUGAAUUACUGACAGCACCUGAACGCGUCAGUCUCCGGUGCAGCUGGAUCGGUACUUUCGGUUACCUCAGAGACAACCGUGACAACAAUGAGAUAGCAGUAAUUUCAUUCACAGGUUGCCUCUGCACAGCCAAUUGUGAUAAAAGGGAUUAACAGGCGAUGACAGCAAGAUUUACCGUGAAGCUGAACCGGGUCUUAAUGACGUUUAGUAGCAACAUUGUUUGAGCAAAGAGCCGUGCCAACAAUACGCCUUUCAACUAAUUCUUGAAGACAAUUGAGUCCCUAUCCCCAAUGUCUAAACUACCGGGAAAUGCAGGUGUGUCGCUGCUCGGGGACAAGUCUCUGGAGUUUUACCGGGAUCCGGUGAGCUUCUACCGGCAGAGAAUCGAGAAACACCGGAGCAGAGUGUUUCAGAGCCGCCUGCUUAACAGACCGACCGCCUUUAUCUGCUCCGUGCAGGGCAUGAGAGAGCUGCUGUGUGAGAAGUCCAACUUGUUUGUGAAAGAUCCGACUGAUUUGAUGACCAACGUGUACGGUGACACAGUUGUAACCACUAAUGGUGAAGAGGCAUGUCUUCUCCGUCUGUCUCUCACCAGCCUGUUUACAGGACGUUGUUUAGAAUCAUGGACUGAUUAUAUCACCAGUGUAUGUGAGCGCUGUCUGAAGGACCUCUCUCUCAGUGGCCAGCCAGAGUGUGUGUACACAGUGUUUAAGCAGCUGGGGACGGAGUUGGUGUUGGGCCUUUAUCUGAAUGUGCGACCUGAAGAGCAGCCUGAGCUUUUCCAGGAAAUCACCGAGCUUUGCACCCAACACUGGCAUGGUCUGAUCUCUGCACCACUGAGUGUGAAGGUUCCUAUGUGGUCGUCAGGUUUCUCCACCGCUAUGGAGGCCAGAGACAAACUGAUGGAAAUCAUCAAAGACAAACUGGAAAAUGACACACAGGGUUUUGUCGGCUCUCUUCGGUCUUUGCCACUGCCUGACUCCAGUUCCGCCUCCCAGCAUCUCCUGCUGUUCAUCUCGGCCCUGAUCCCCAAAGCUCUGGCAUCUCUGCUUACCUCAUUCACGCUGGCACUCAGUGGAAACGAGCAGGAGGAGACCCGACGGCGAGCUUUGACGGAUGCUGUUUAUAUGCAGGGAGUGCUGCUGGAGGUUCAGAGACUCUGGCCUCCUUUCAUUGGUGGACGCAGAAUAGCUGAUCAGGACUCCACCCUCGCAGGCUUUCAUGUCCCAAAGGGUCACGGUGUGAUGUAUAUCAGCCACUCCGUCCACCGUGACCCGGAGGUGUUCCAGCAGCCGGAUAGCUUCCUGCCGGAGAGAUGGAGCGGAAGGAAUGCAGGCCAGGAGCACUUCCUCUGUUCCUUUGGCAGCGGGCCCCGGAACUGCAUUGGAGUGAAACUUACAGACGCCUUCCUUAAGGAGGCGUGCAUGUACCUGUUAAAGCACUACGACUGGUGUUUGGAGCCUCCAUCGCAGGACCUUGAGUACAAAUGGCUGCCUGUCUCUCGCCCCGCCAACCCCCCCACCAUCUCCUUCACCCGACUGGAUCCAACUAGAUCCGACAAGAUCGACACUAGAUAAGAUGCACAGUGUGUUUAGUGAUGAACCAAUUUUUUAAUUUUUAAUUUUUAAUUUUUUUAAAUAAAACCAUUCGACCAUUAUAAACUACAGAUGGGAAGGUUCACCUUUUGGCAUCGGUGCACCAGCAUAAACAUUCACAAUGCAAUUGCCCUGAUUUAAAAAAGUGUGCACCAGAUACACUUGCGAACAUCUUUGCAUCAGAUUUAUUUAUAUAUAAUUAUUAGUAGAGUCCAUAUGCAUUUAUUAUUUAGAAAUGUGACCAAUAAUUCAAUAUUUAAAUUGAUACCACCUUUUGACUGGAGCUGCUCACAGAGCAUAUGCAUGUAAACUGGAGAACACUACACUACAAAGACUUGUGAAAAGGCCUGUUUGUAAAAAGGUAUAAAUGUUUUUUAGGGCUGUCACUGAAAUUCAAAAAAUGUGUUUGAACAUGGGGGGAAAAAUUUGUAUUCUACCUGUAAUGAUCUGUUCGAAAUGUAGGCUCCAGUCUACGCAUCAGACAACUUGAAGUAAUUUUUCCGUGUGGUGCAGCAGAAGGCGCUCUAAAACUUCACUAGCUUGACUCACUGCUUGCUGUAUUGACGUUUGCAAAUUAAGCUAAUGUUAAUGUAAUGUUGUUUUAUUAAAAUGGAGGACAAAUAGCGAGCAUCCUACGCAGAUAAUCACUACACAAAACAUCUGAAGUAUUUUGGGUUCCACACUUUGACCGGCAAAGUCAGAAACAAAGAUAAAGCUGUUUGUCAACUUUGUAAAAGGCAGCUGUCUUUGCACAUUAUUCUGCACACUGACAUGCAUGGGGGGAAGUGGAAUGCACAUUCAAAUUAAGUCGAAUGAAUUGCGGGUCAUUUCGAUUUUGUUCAAACUAGAUUUUUUGAAAAAGUGACAGCCCUAGUGGUUUUUAGAGAUCAAAAAAGAAACAGCAUAAAAGAGGUGCCACUGAGCUGCCGUAGUUGAGAAACAAAUAUGUAAAGUAAAAAUGGCACUUUUCAGUUAAUUUAUGAUUUACUGUAUGCUUAAAGCUACUCUUACCUUUCCUUCAUUUCACACAGCACUUUGAAAAAACUUGAACAGAAACAACCCCUCCUCCCUCCUAUGUCCCACCCCCGCACUCCCUUCUCCUCUGCGAUCGCGCACUAUAUAUAUAUAUAUAUAUAUAUAUAUAUAUAUUUUUUUUUUUUUUUUUUUUUUUUUUUUUUUUUUCUUUUUCCCCGUGGGAGCGGCUGGAGGUGGAAGCCGUGGCCCGCUUUUGUCGGUCAUUGUAAGUCGCUACUGGCUGUUUACGGCUAUCUCCGUGGAUCAUGGAUGUAUUAUAAUGCCGUGGAUCCACAACAGCCUCUCUUCCGCGUGGGGGUCCGCACAAUUACAUAAUGCGGAAGGGGAAAACAGGCAGGUGGCUCGGCCAAUCAUAUCAUUCGGACCGAAUGAUAUGAUUGGUCAGAGUUGUCACAGAAUAUUAUGAGAAUGGAAUAAUGAUUAGUUUCUAUGCCUGGUGAAUCUCUCUAACAUUUUAGAAUGCCAUUACCUUAUUAAUAGCAUUUUAACCUAAACAAAAAAAUGUGUAAAAAUGUAACAAAGGUAAGGGUAGCUUUAAGAAAUAAAAUAAAACUCUGUACAUUAUUGAGUUGCAUAGCAUAAUUUUUUUGCAUUGUGUCAAAUUACAUUCAAAUUGUGUCCUGUCAUAUCAGUUGUUGCUUUAAUGUAUUGGAUUGUUUGCAAUGCAUCCGCCUCCGAAACGACGGCUCUGGAUCAAAUUUGCCUGUCUAGAAUGUGCAGGAAAAGCUGGAGCACACAGAGGGAAGCCAGCAAACUGCAAGGCUUUCCCCUGCUGCGUAUGAUACAGUAAUCAUUGUGGGGAAAGCCGAGGAGUGUGCUAGUUUCACUCUGUGUGUCCCUCUGCCAGAUACUCUGCUGCUUUCCUUGACAAAUCUAUAGUGGAAGACAAAAUGAAUGAGUCAUGAUAAGUCCUCCGUUGUCAAAUCUGAGACUACUACUGUAGAUGGCAUUUUUUGUCCUUUUUUAAAGUCAUUUAUUAUAUGGUAGUUAACAUGUGAAACUCUUUUUCUCAUUGAAUUAAAUCACUGUAACCUUACUCAUACAUCACAUGUUCUACAUUGAAUUGAAAUGUAGCUUAAUUACCUACAAAUAACCACCCAAAACUGCAGCUUUUAUGUUAAAGAAGUAGCAUUAUCUUCACGCUGCACUAUCAAUAUUUAACCUAUUAAAUUGAAAGGAAACACACGUGCACACAGGAACACAGAGGUAAACCCUCAGAUUCCAUCACUUCCUCCAAACCUGUCCCCCCCCACAACCACCACCUAGCAACCACCACUGCUUAGCAACAGUUCGUCAAACCGACACUGACUUGCUUCCUCUUAGUAUGCAAGUCUCACAGAAAUACGUGCACACACACACUAACCUGGUUAUUUUUGAAAGCAUUCAGUCCGCAGUGAUACACACACCAUCUGAAUCACACGUAAAUGAUGCCAGAAGGUGCUCCAGAGCACAAGGCUAAGUUUGAAAUAACCCGAGUGACCUGAAUGAUAAAGCACAUACACUCAUAGACAUAGUAUUCAGAUGAAGCGUCAGGUCUUUUUGUUCAAUUAUUUGUAUUACCUUAAAUAUUGUGUAUAUUUGCAUUGAUCUUUAUGUGUAAUGGUUUGAUGUAUGAGACAGUGUCUAACUUCAUGUAAUGUUAAUCAGAUAUACAUGUUUUGAGAUAAUAAGACAUAUAUUCUAUAUUAUCAUGUUACCGU
This is a messenger RNA of Scomber scombrus (Atlantic mackerel), 4510 nucleotides long. Its product is annotated as putative cytochrome P450 120. Gene Ontology annotation, biological process: sterol metabolic process. Lineage: Eukaryota; Metazoa; Chordata; Actinopteri; Scombriformes; Scombridae. Bases 471 to 1757 code for a protein of 428 amino acids. The transcript has 11 exons. Gene Ontology annotation, molecular function: monooxygenase activity; iron ion binding; oxidoreductase activity, acting on paired donors, with incorporation or reduction of molecular oxygen. The record is from RefSeq and is a predicted model, not a curated record.